AUGAACUCGAUCUGGAACCCGGACAAUGUCACAGACGUCGCGGAAUCCGUGGGAAUUGCCUCGCUGAACCGCGAUGUCGCCGAACAUCUGGCGCGCGACGUGGAAUAUCGCAUCUCCCAGGUGGUGGAGGAGGCCUUGAAAUUCAUGCGGCAUGGAAAGCGGACCGCCCUCUCGACACAGGACAUUUCACAAGCCUUGCGGCUGUUGGAGGUGGAGCCGCUUUACGGAUACGAAUCGACCCGGCCGCUGCGGUUUGGGGAAGCUUCCAUCGGACCCGGACAGCCAUUGUUCUAUGUCGAGGACGAAGAGGUGGACUUUGAGAAGCUCAUCAAUGCGCCGCUGCCCAAAGUUCCGCGGGAAAUCAGCUUCACGGCGCAUUGGUUGGCGGUCGAGGGAGUGCAGCCUAGCAUCCCGCAGAACCCGACACAGGCCGAUCAGAGGAAUCAGGAGCUGGCCGCCAAAGGACAGGGCUCAAACACCCUUGCAGCAGUCAGUGGGAAUGACAAUGUUGCCGUCAAGCCGCUCGUCAAGCAUGUUCUCUCCAAGGAGCUGCAGCUUUACUUUGAGCGCGUCUGUUCUGCUAUUCUCGACGAAUCCCACGAGGAAUACCGCUCAUCAGCCUUUGCAUCACUCAGGACCGAUCCCGGACUACAUCAGCUCGUCCCGUACUUCAUCCAAUACGUCGCAGAUAAGGUUACUCACAACCUCAAAGUCCUCAACACCCUAUCACAAAGCAUGCACCUCAUUGCCGCGCUGCUGGAGAAUCCCAGUCUCUACAUUGCGCCAUACGUACCUUCCGUUGUACCCUCUGUGCUGACCUGUCUGGUGGGCAAACAUCUCGGUAAUCCAGCCGUGGAUGGCCCCACAAGUCACUUUCAACUUCGAGACUACGCCAGCAGCCUUCUCUCCAGCAUCGCCAAGAAGUACAGCUCGAGCUCCUCCACGCUCAAGCCUCGCAUCGCACGCUCCUGCUUGAAGCACUUUUUGGACUCCCACAAACCUUUUGGCACUCAUUAUGGUUCCAUUCUCGGUCUAACGAUGAUUGCAGGCGCGGCAGGUAUCCGGUCUCUGGUCUUGCCAAACCUCAAAGCGUAUGACGCGCAUCUCCAGGAGGGUUUGAAGGAUGAGAGUAAACGUGAGCAAGCAGAGCAUGUCGUACAAGCCAUCAUGCGUGCGCUGGAUCUUCUCGAACAGGAUGCCGUGGGAGCAGCGCAUACCAACGGUCAUCCCGAGGGCGACGCGCUGAAGGAGCGGCUGGUGGGCGCUGUUGGUGAGGUGAUUGGCGUGAAAGUCUUCGWAAGUGGAAGACAGACUCUGGUGAAUGCUGUGCUGGAGACGGAUCUUGCGAUCUAG
Molecule: messenger RNA, 1353 nt
Organism: Ramularia collo-cygni
Lineage: Eukaryota; Fungi; Ascomycota; Dothideomycetes; Mycosphaerellales; Mycosphaerellaceae
Product: probable transcription initiation factor TFIID complex 60 kDa subunit
Exons: 1
Coding region: 1-1353 (450 amino acids)
Biological process (GO): RNA polymerase II preinitiation complex assembly; transcription initiation at RNA polymerase II promoter
Cellular component (GO): SAGA complex; SLIK (SAGA-like) complex; transcription factor TFIID complex
Molecular function (GO): transcription coactivator activity; protein heterodimerization activity; RNA polymerase II general transcription initiation factor activity
Source: RefSeq, a predicted model, not a curated record